AUGCAGGUGUUGAUCAUAGUCUCGCUCGCUCUUGUUUUUGAAUUAAUCAAAUUCACUGAGACCGCAACCCCAUCUCCUUCCGUCUCCUUAAGCCCCGAAAGCGAUUCCCUUGUCAAUAAGACGUCAGCCUUACAAUUUCCAGUUAAAAUCAAUGUGUCAGGACCGGCAAUAAGCCCCAAUGACUACCCAAUUGACCCGUACCAGAUGCGAGUCCCUGGCACCACCACGUCCCUAAUCUUCAGUAAAUACGGACCCCCAAUACACUUAGAGACGUUCCUCAAUCUCAUCGCUAGAGCGCAGUACCAAAUAUGUCGGGCGGUGGUCGCGGCCCAUGGAGAUGGGCCUGUGCCGCAGCCCAAUUUCGAAUGGUCUGAGGCGAAGCUGUAUGUCAGAAUCAGUCGCCCACUCGCUCAGGAAGACUUGACCUGGUUGAUACUGGCGGACACGUUGGAAGGGUCGAGAUUGUUUUUCGAUGGACUGCGGGUGUGGUUUGAGACCUCGAUCACCAUCUUGGAUGAUACUGCGGGACCCGUGGGGAGCGGAAGCGUUACGUUCUGGUGA
This is a messenger RNA of Letharia lupina, 561 nucleotides long. RefSeq lists its product as uncharacterized. Bases 1 to 561 code for a protein of 186 amino acids. Lineage: Eukaryota; Fungi; Ascomycota; Lecanoromycetes; Lecanorales; Parmeliaceae. The record is from RefSeq and is a predicted model, not a curated record. The transcript has 2 exons.